AUGACUUGCAAUCCAGAGUGGAAAGAAAUACAAGAAGCAUUAUAUGAUGGUCAAACAGCUCAAGAUCGUCCAGACUUAACUACACGAGUAUUUCGAGCAAAACUGCAAGACUUGAAAGAUCAAUUAUUCAAGAGGAAAUUUUUUGGACAUGUAGCUGCACAUGUUGAUGUAGUUGAAUUUCAAAAGAGAGGGUUACCACAUGUCCACAUGCUGAUAAUUUUCAAGUCCGAGCAUAAGUUGAAUACGACAAGUGAAAUAGAUAAGUUUGAAAAUGCAAAUGCCAUUAUCCACGAUCAUAUUGUGAAAGCACACAACAAGGUAAAGAUGGAUAUCCAAUUUACAAAAGAAGAAAAAAUGGAUCAACUGUACAUGCAUGUUCAGAAUGCUGACUUAGACAACCAAUGGGUUGUACCAUAUAAUGCACAUCUAUUGUCCAGAUACAACUGCCAUAUUAAUGUCGAGGUUUUGGAGAAAAUGGUUGAUUUUGAGAAAAGUUUUGAAGUGGUGAAGCUGUGUGAAGAGGAAGCUGUCAAUGGGCACGCCGAAUUCUGCCUGGACGAAGUCUGA
Messenger RNA from Salvia miltiorrhiza (redroot sage), 567 nucleotides. RefSeq lists its product as uncharacterized. The record is from RefSeq and is a predicted model, not a curated record. The coding region runs from base 1 to 567 and encodes 188 amino acids. The transcript has 3 exons. NCBI's taxonomy places the organism in Eukaryota, Viridiplantae, Streptophyta, Magnoliopsida, Lamiales, Lamiaceae.